AUGUUUGCAACGGGUGCAUUCAAUCAAUUUCCAAUGGGUUUUCAAUAUCCCGGACAACAACAACAACAACAACAACAACCACCAACAUCCAUCUAUCAAUCACAAUAUAAUGGAUUUAAUCGACAAAUUCCAAUGCCUUUUCAACAAACACCAUUACCACGUGGGCAAUCAUUACCACGUGGACAAUCAUUACCAGCAUCUACUAGACAAAAUCAACUAUUGAAUAGACAAAAUCCGCCAUCGAGUCGACAAAAUCCACCAUCUAAUGGUGCUUAUGCUCCAAAACCGUCUCGACGAUAUGAGCAAUAUCCACCAUCAGUUCCAGUUCAUCAGUAUGAAUAUGGUAAUAAUUAUGCGCUACAAAGUAAGUUUUUUAUUUUAAAUUUCUUAUCUUAA
Rotaria sp. Silwood2 is the source of this 396-nucleotide messenger RNA. NCBI's taxonomy places the organism in Eukaryota, Metazoa, Rotifera, Eurotatoria, Philodinida, Philodinidae. The record is from the annotation of a GenBank genome assembly.